Messenger RNA from Trichomonas vaginalis G3, 675 nucleotides. RefSeq names its product glycine-rich protein family. Bases 1 to 675 code for a protein of 224 amino acids. The transcript has a single exon. The record is from RefSeq and is a predicted model, not a curated record. NCBI's taxonomy places the organism in Eukaryota, Parabasalia, Trichomonadida, Trichomonadidae.
AUGGAAGUACCAUUUUAUAACUUUGAAUUUACUGGGGACGUCCAAGAAAAAACUCUACCUCCGGGUGAGUAUUUAUUAGAAUGCUGGGGUGCCAGAGGUGGUGGAGUUGAAGAAUUUUUCGAUCUUGAACUUUCUGCGAGUGGAAAAGGCGGUUACUCAAGAGGCUUAAUAAAGUUAGAACAUGAAACAAAACUAUACAUUCAUGUAGGUGGACGAGGGAAAACCGUAAAGGGAAUUCUACUUGGAAUUUUUGUUGAAGGUGGCUACAAUGGAGGUGGAUCCUGCUUUGCAACUAGAGUUGAUCCAACUGGAGCGGGCGGGGGUGGUACAGAUAUUCGUAUCGAGACUGACUCGAUAUUUGCACGCGUAAUCGUGGCCGGGGGUGGCGGUGGGAGUGGUGGUAGUGAUAAACUUCCAGGUGCCCCUGGUGGAGGACUUAUUGGAGGGUUUGGAAUUCCAAUCCUUGUUUCGCCAGGUGGCCAAACAUCAGAAAAAGAAUCUGAGUUUGGAGAAGGAGGUGAAUUCUUUCAAGGAGCCCAUACAGAUAUGGUUGUUGGUGGUGCUGGCGGUGGUUGGUAUGGAGCUAGCGCUCUACAACCAAAAAAAGUUCAGAAAUUGGCGCCAACUCUGGCUCUGGUGGAAGUGGAUACGUAUACACUGAAGGAACAGCUGUAA